AUGCAAGACCAUGAAGUAUUCUCUGAGCAUGUGCGGGCACUAAAAGACUCUUUUUUGCCGCCCACAACCACAUACAGAACAGUGUCCAGUGUAAACGGGCCGCUGGUGAUUCUGGACAAUGUGAAGGGCCCGAAGUACUCGGAAAUUGUUCAUUUGACACUCCCCGACGGAACAAAGAGAACUGGGCAGGUUCUGGAAGUGUGCGGAAAGAAGGCCGUGGUGCAAGUGUUUGAGGGCACCUCGGGAAUAGACACCAAGCAUACCUGCGCAGAAUUCACGGGGGAGACUAUGAAAAUGGCUGUGUCCGAGGACAUGCUGGGCCGCACGUUCAACAGCACGGGAGACCCGAUAGACGGAGGGCCCCGGAUAAUAGCAGAAGAGUAUCUGGACAUACAGGGGCAGCCCAUCAACCCGUAUGCCCGAAUAUACCCUGAGGAGAUGGUGCAGACCGGAAUCUCUGCGAUUGAUGUGAUGAACUCGGUGGCCCGAGGGCAGAAAAUACCGAUAUUCAGCGGGGCCGGUCUCCCACACAACGAAGUGGCUGCGCAGAUUUGCAGGCAGGCCGGGCUGGUGGACAACAAAAGCACGGUGGACAAAAGCAAAGAAAACUUCUCCAUUGUGUUUGCUGCCAUGGGGGUUAACGCAGAGACAGCGCAGUUUUUCAGAAACGAGUUUGAGCAGAGCGGUGUGCUCGACAGGACUGUGCUGUACCUGAACUUGGCAAACGACCCAACGAUUGAGAGAAUAAUCACUCCACGGUUUGCCCUUACAGCAGCCGAGUACUUGGCGUACACAACGGGAAAGCACGUUCUCAUGAUCAUGACGGACAUGAGCUCGUACGCAGACGCCCUCAGAGAGGUGAGCGCGGCAAGAGAAGAGGUGCCUGGAAGACGAGGAUACCCGGGAUACAUGUACACGGAUCUCUCCACAAUCUACGAAAGAGCCGGGCGAAUUGCAGGAGUGGACGGGUCAAUUACGCAGAUUCCCAUUCUGACAAUGCCAAACGACGACAUCACACACCCGAUUCCGGACCUUACGGGGUACAUCACCGAGGGCCAGAUAUACAUCGACAGGCAGCUGCACAACAGACAAGUGUAUCCGCCCAUCAACGUGCUCCCGUCCCUGUCCAGGCUGAUGAAGUCCGCUAUAGGCGAGAACAUGACCAGAGGCGACCACUCGGACGUGUCCAGCCAGCUGUACUCGAAGUAUGCAGUCGGAAAGGAGGCGCUCGCCAUGAAGUCUGUCGUGGGGGAAGACUCUCUGUCGGCCGAGGACAAGCUUGUAAUUGAGUUUGUGGACAACUUCGAGAAGCACUUUAUUAGCCAGCGAAAGGACGAGUGCAGAACCAUCCAGGAGUCGCUUGACCUCGCCUGGGACCUUUUGCGGAUAUUCCCUAAGGAGAUGCUGAACCGAAUACCAGAUGACGUUCUGAACAAGUACUACACAAUACAGGGCACUGAAGAAGGCGCCAGCCAGAAAAGCCUGGCCUCGGAAGAGUCCGCUAGCAGCGGCUCGCAGGAGAAACAGGCCUAA
Molecule: messenger RNA, 1533 nt
Organism: Nematocida major
Lineage: Eukaryota; Fungi; Microsporidia
Product: V-type H+-transporting ATPase subunit B
Exons: 1
Coding region: 1-1533 (510 amino acids)
Biological process (GO): proton transmembrane transport; ATP metabolic process
Cellular component (GO): proton-transporting V-type ATPase, V1 domain
Molecular function (GO): proton-transporting ATPase activity, rotational mechanism; ATP binding
Source: RefSeq, a predicted model, not a curated record